AUGCCGCCGCACCUACACCCGCGGUCGCGCAUGACAUCCUCGCUCUUCGCCACAACCGUAGCCGCCAGUUUCUUCGUCGUAGCCCUUCCUCACAUACUCCCGUGCCCCGCGCCGCGCGUAGCAUACGCCGACUCGGAGCUCACAGCAGACGGCACAGGGCAGCGGCGACGGAGAAGGCGACCCGAACCCACCGAAGUGAAGGACGGCGUAGCACAAUUCGAAAGCCCGAGCGAAGAUCUAGAGAAAGUCAGUGCUUUAGCCGCUACGAGAGCGAGGAGGGAGCGGGAGCGGGAAUGCCCUGUGCCGAAACCCGGUGGAGUUAUUGGUGAAUUGAUGGGUUUCAAUAGCAAAUCCAAGACAGAAGAAGUCAAACAAAAGAGGGGGCCGGAUGACGAUACAUAA
Hypoxylon trugodes is the source of this 402-nucleotide messenger RNA. RefSeq lists its product as uncharacterized. NCBI's taxonomy places the organism in Eukaryota, Fungi, Ascomycota, Sordariomycetes, Xylariales, Hypoxylaceae. Gene Ontology annotation, cellular component: mitochondrial matrix. The transcript has a single exon. The record is from RefSeq and is a predicted model, not a curated record. The coding region runs from base 1 to 402 and encodes 133 amino acids. Gene Ontology annotation, biological process: mitochondrial respiratory chain complex IV assembly.